This is a messenger RNA of Trichomonas vaginalis G3, 750 nucleotides long. Its product is annotated as transcription factor MYB3 (Myb3, Myb2r3). Gene Ontology annotation, molecular function: RNA polymerase II cis-regulatory region sequence-specific DNA binding; DNA-binding transcription factor activity, RNA polymerase II-specific. The coding region runs from base 1 to 750 and encodes 249 amino acids. NCBI's taxonomy places the organism in Eukaryota, Parabasalia, Trichomonadida, Trichomonadidae. The transcript has a single exon. Gene Ontology annotation, cellular component: nucleus. Gene Ontology annotation, biological process: regulation of DNA-templated transcription. The record is from RefSeq and is a predicted model, not a curated record.
AUGGGCAAAAACUGGACCGCUACCGAGGACAUGGAACUAAUGAGGCUUGUCCGCAAGUACGGACGCCAGUGGAAUGUUAUUGCAAGCCAUAUGAAAGACAGAACUGCCAGCCAAGUUUUGGCUAGGUGGGAAAAAUGCCUCGACCCUAUAAUCGUCAAGGGGCCAUUUACCGAGGCUGAAGACGACUUAAUCAGAGAGUAUGUCAAGGAGAAUGGACCACAGAAUUGGCCAAGAAUUACGUCAUUUUUACCAAACAGAAGUCCGAAGCAAUGUCGCGAAAGAUGGUUCAAUCACUUGGAUCCAGCCGUCGUGAAGCAUGCUUGGACACCAGAAGAAGAUGAGACAAUUUUCCGCAAUUAUCUCAAACUCGGAUCAAAGUGGUCAGUGAUUGCCAAACUAAUCCCCGGCCGUACAGACAAUGCCAUCAAGAAUAGAUGGAAUUCAUCCAUUUCAAAGAGGAUUUCAACGAAUUCAAAUCACAAAGAGAUCCUUCUCCCUGAUCGUUCAAAGAAGCGUAAGGCUGCUGAUGUCCCAAAGAAAAUCAUUACAAAAUUUGAUACUCCGACAGAUGUACCAUUUGAACCAUUUUCCGAAUCUACUUUACUGUCACCGAGCCGUUUGAACUCGCCAGCACCACCAAUCCCUGGCUUCAAUUCGACUCCAGGCGCAUUCGGGGGCUUGAUCACUCCCAUUGCGCUUGACAAUUCACCGGUUGCAAACUUGCAAUGCGUUGCUUUUGCUAAAUUUUAA